Messenger RNA from Pungitius pungitius (ninespine stickleback), 3193 nucleotides. Its product is annotated as CHRNA7-FAM7A fusion protein-like. The transcript has 6 exons. Gene Ontology annotation, molecular function: excitatory extracellular ligand-gated monoatomic ion channel activity; acetylcholine receptor activity; transmitter-gated monoatomic ion channel activity involved in regulation of postsynaptic membrane potential. Lineage: Eukaryota; Metazoa; Chordata; Actinopteri; Perciformes; Gasterosteidae. Bases 565 to 1530 code for a protein of 321 amino acids. Gene Ontology annotation, biological process: synaptic transmission, cholinergic; nervous system process; signal transduction. The record is from RefSeq and is a predicted model, not a curated record. Gene Ontology annotation, cellular component: synapse; plasma membrane; acetylcholine-gated channel complex.
CACAAAAGGGAUAAACGGAGUGAAAAGUUGUCAGUUGGUCUCGUUUUUUGGUUCUAAACGAAAAACGAGAAAACGGCCGCCGACUUCCGUUUUACCGUUUUGGAUUAGAAACGAAAAACGAGAAACGAGUGUUUUGGUUUUCUGGUUUUUACGGUAAAAGAGACGAUCAAAAGGUACACGGAGACAGAUACCGUACCUCCCUCCGCCCAACUGCACACUUCCUCGGUUGGCAGCGAGCCGGCCUGCCUCAGGGACUCCAGCACCGCGCUGACCCGCCGCAUAUGCUCCGCCCACGUGGUGCUGUAUUUGAUGACAUCAUCCAGGUAGGCGGCAGCAUACGCAGCAUGCGGACGCAGCGCCUGGUCCAUGAGGCGUUGGAAAAAGGCCCGGGGCACCAACCAGCCCAAAGGGAAGCGUUGUGAAUUGGUAUAACCCAAACGGAGUAGAGAAAGAUGUUUUUUCCUGGACUCUGGCGACAAGGGAGUCUGCCAGUAGCCCCUGGUCAAAUCCAGUGACGCGGUGCCCAAUCGGUCCAGGAGUUCGUCGACCCGGGGGAUCGGAGAGAUGAGCGUCGAAACGGAGCCGGGUCGGAUUGGUGGACUUUGGGACCUCUGGUCCCAGCUACUCUCUCUCAGCUACUACAGCCGGACAGCUGGAGCUACCACCGCCGCGGUCGUCAAGAAGAAGGCACAGACACACGGUGUGCCGGCUAAACGGAAUGAGCUGUACUACGACUGCUGUAAGGAGCCAUAUCCAGAUGUGACAUUCACUGUCACUAUGCGCCGCAGGACGCUUUACUACGGCCUCAACCUGCUCAUCCCCUGUGUGCUCAUCUCUGGUCUGGCCCUGCUGGUCUUCCUGCUCCCUGCUGACUCUGGAGAGAAGAUCUCCCUAGGCAUCACAGUGCUGCUGUCUCUCACGGUGUUCAUGCUACUGGUUGCAGAGAUCAUGCCUGCCACUUCAGACUCCGUUCCUCUGAUUGCCCAGUACUUUGCCAGCACCAUGAUGAUUGUAGGCUUGUCUGUGGUGGUAACCGUCCUGGUAUUGCAGUUCCACCACCACAACCCCCAUGGAGGGAAAAUGCCCAAAUGGGUCCGAGUGAUCCUACUGAACUGGUGCGCUUGGUUUCUCCGCAUGAAGAAACCUGGAGAGGAAAACCGAACCACUGUGAGUUCCAGUUGCCCCCCAGACUACAAAAACUCCCACCAUCCCCCGGAGCACACCGGCUCCAGCAGCAUCCAGGUGAGCUUCGUGCCGGGCCAGGCGUCCACCCUGCCAACCGCGACCAAUGGGAACGCCAACCUUCAGGUUCCGGAGAUUUCGAGGAUCCUGGAGGAAGUGCACUACAUCGCCAGGCGCUUUCGGGAGCAGGACGAGGGAGAAGCGAUCUGCAGCGAGUGGAAGUUUGCAGCGGCAGUGGUGGAUCGGUUGUGCCUGGUGGCCGUCUCGCUCUUCUCCAUCAUCUGCACCUUCACUAUCCUCAUGUCGGCUCCCAAUUUCAUUGAGGCUGUGUCCAAAGACUUCACAUAAGGCUGAGCUCGUCAACAAGGCAAAGUUGACUUUGGAAGCUUUGUGGCGCACCCGUCUCGCUGCUGAAAACUAUGUGAAGUCACACGAGGUUGAGUUAUUUCAAAGGGGUUGUUCAAAGUCACAGUACAAAGCCAAUCUUUUCCUCUUUCUCUUUAAACGAAGGCACAGCUAGUGUAUGAUUAAUUGUAGAUGCAUCUGGAUUACACAAUUACUUGUUGUAUAUAAAUUCACCACAUAUGUGGGAAUGGAAAUAGUAAUGAAGUAAAUAACUCAUUACUAAAAUCUAAAUGGUUGUCAUAUAACCCGGGCAACUAUGUAUUGACAUUGUCUCAGUGCUUUUUUUUUACAUAUGUAAGUAUUUAAUUGAUCCUUAUUCACCACUUUUUCUUUCUUGCCAUUCACACAAUUUCGGCGCGCUUCCUUUCUUUCCCCUGAUCCUCUCAUUUCCUUUUUCUUUAGCGUACAUGUGACUGUUGCCAUUAAAAUGAAUUCUUGAGACAUUUGCAGAUCUGCUCCUUUCACAUUUAUUAUAGCUUGAAGUAAUUUCUGGAGGGAUCCAACAACAAAUUUAACUUCCAAAAACAUAUUCCUAUAGACGAUGUUUAUGUGACUUCUGCACUGGUUACAUAAGUCUUGUUGAUGAUGAAGUAAAAAAGAUGAAUGCAAGUCGUAGUCUUGCAGUAGUUUAAACAAAUUUGGAAGGUACAUCAUCCCAGUGUCGAUGUAUUCGGUACUAUCCUUCUGUAGUGCCGAGUGCUUUGUUAUUUUACUCAGCGAAAGGCAAAAACGUUCUUAUCUAAUCUCUGGUAAUAUUCAACAAGAAUGAAUGGGACCUCGUAUAUAUAUUUAUACCACACAUGUCUAAAUGGUAAAUAGGGGGGUUUUUCACUGGAGAAAUGUUGGACUAUUCUAGUCCAUUUGUCUUUGCACAUUUGAUGAUUAUAAGCUGCAGGUGUAAUGAUAGAUGAAGAAUAAAAGACUAGCACUGAUAAACAAAGAGCACAAAGCUGUUUCAUGAAUUUCUUUUUAAAAGGAAACUCAUACUUGGAAUGUUAUUUUGAUGUAACAUACUGUACGGUGGGUCUUGGUUGCUGUAAGAAUGUGAUUUAAUAGAUUGAGAAAUAGUUUUUCAUCUUGGAGAGUAUAUAUUUACAGAAGAGACAAUGUCUCUACAUACAGAAUGUGUAACUUGGACAAACCUAUGUAGAUACUUUGUGAAAUAACCUCUCCCAUUUCUAUUGUUAGUCAUGCAGAUGUCUAUUUAUUUUCUUUCAUGUGAAUAGCAUUUAUGGCACUGAGUCUGUUCAAUGUUAAAUGAACAAAUAUCAUUAAUUACAUAAUUAUCUUCACUGAACAUGCAUAAAGAGAAUAUGAUGUUAUCGGUUAAAGACAUUCUGCAUUGACCAAUUAAAGCUAUGUUGAAGCAGCAACCAUACAAUUGAUUUGAAUAGAUGUGUUGCACAUGUGAAACUGUUUACUGAUAUUGCAAAGUACACUAAAAACGGAGUAUAUGACUGUUUACUAUUUCUUUUUAUACGUGUGUUGUAUUUUGUAGUCUUUUGUGUGGUCUGUGCCUCUCUGCUAAGUAUACUUCAUUCUUUCAAAAGAUGUACAUAAAUGUCCACUGUACAUAUUUUUUUGUGAAAAAUAAAAGGGAAAUGUG